CAACGUCCAAUCUUAGCGGACUCGCACUCAACCUGAGAUGUCACUUUCUUUUGGCACACACGGCGUGCAUCAAUUCGCGUUCACGAUCAUCUUGCUCCUAGCGAUUCUUAACUUCACCAAGGCCGAGAAGCCGAAACUACAACCGCUUCAUUUCCCGCAAAGUCGGAUCCGCGUUGGUGAGAGUGCCAGUGCCCUGUGCGCGUUGGUGGCCGGUUCUCCCGUCGUGCGGUUCAAGUGGUUCAAAGAAAAUGUGGCCAUUGAUGGAAAACUUCCCUACGUGAACGUCAAGAACGACAAGAGGGUGUCCGUGUUGACCAUCGAGUCGGUGACUCUAAGCAGUGCUGGAAAUUACACCUGCAUUGCCGACAACGACUAUGGAAGUGACGCCAACUCAGCGGCUCUGGUCGUCGAAGCGCCUCCACAGUGGAAGACAGAGCCCAGAGAUCUAUCAGUGAGCGCAGGGCAAGCUCUGCUGGUGGAAUGCUCCGCAACAGGGUAUCCACUUCCCAAAGUCACGUGGAAGAAAGAAGAGCCGAAGAAUGAGCGAACGCUCGUCGCAUCUCAAGACGGAUCAGCGACACUUUCGGUGACUGAAAGCACAAAAGAGACGGAAGGCAGGUACUUCUGCGAAGCUGACAACGGUGUGGGAGCAGCCCUGAAGACCGCAUUGUUCAUAAAAGUGAAACAGGCGCCCAAAAUCCAGCCGUUUACCUUCAACGACAAAGUUCGGAUUGGAGGGCGCGCUGUGGGAAGCUGCAUCGUGGUGACCGCUGCGGCUCCCCUAACGUUUACGUGGAUCAAAGAUGGUGUUCAGUUGCGGGACAAAACAGGACUGUCCAUACAGAACAACAGGCUGGUAUCUCUGCUCAUCAUCGAAACAGCAGACGUGUCCAGUCAUGGAAACUACACCUGUAGGGCAUCCAACGCCAUGGGGACGGAUGCGUACACAGCGGAGCUUAAAGUCGAAGCGCCCCCAACGUGGAGCCACGAGCCUCAAGACGUAUCCGCCAUAGUCGGCACGAACGUUACAGUGGAGUGCAGAGCUACCGGCUCUCCCAUUCCCCAGAUAACCUGGACCAAGUCAAAAGACGGAACCUCAACUAGACUACUAAUGCACAAGGACGUUCUCCUCAUUCAAAACAUCCAGGAUGUAGACGCGGGCUCAUACACGUGCAAGGCCGAGAACGGCGUCGGGCCGACAUUGCACAAGACCGUUCGAGUCAACAUUCGCGGUAGGCACAGUUUACACAGCUCCGACCUACGUGCCAAACAAAGUACCACGAACCUGAGCAGUGCGUACGAAAACGACCAGAAGGGUUAUCUUCAGAACCCCGAUGCUUGA
This is a messenger RNA of Ixodes scapularis (black-legged tick), 1342 nucleotides long. RefSeq names its product Down syndrome cell adhesion molecule-like protein Dscam2. Gene Ontology annotation, biological process: homophilic cell-cell adhesion; dendrite self-avoidance; axon guidance. Gene Ontology annotation, molecular function: cell-cell adhesion mediator activity. Lineage: Eukaryota; Metazoa; Arthropoda; Arachnida; Ixodida; Ixodidae. The coding region runs from base 38 to 1342 and encodes 434 amino acids. Gene Ontology annotation, cellular component: axon; plasma membrane. The transcript has 7 exons. The record is from RefSeq and is a predicted model, not a curated record.